UAAAGAUGCACCAAAUUACUAUAUAGCAUGUCAAGCACCACUCGAAGCCACCAUUACUGAUUUUUGGCGUAUGAUUUGGGAGCAACAGUCGCGUGUCAUUAUACAGGCUACUGAUCUAAUAGAGAACGGCAGUGAAAAAUGUGCAGAAUAUUUACCACCUUCGGUGACACUUGAUAAUCACACUACGUUCGGAGAUUUCCAAGUAACAUUAAAAAAUCGUGAAGUAAAAGAGAAAUAUGCCAUAUCAACACUAAUACUUAAGAAUACAUUGAAAGACGCAAGCCGAGAACUAACACAUUAUUGGUAUAAAUGGCCAGAGACAGGUGUACCCAACGAAGAAGCACCAAUAAUCGCGAUGCUGUUGGAAGCACGUUCAUCUCUCAAAAGUUAUGCUAUUGAACAAGCAAAUGAACUCAAGGGAAAAUCAUCAACAGCUACACUACGAAGUGAAGCGAAUGGUAUAGUGGGCAACGGUAUCGAUGAACUAAAAGAUGUAAGCAACAUAUCGGGCAGUAGCACUGGUACUAAUAGCAGUAAUGGUGAAAUAAAUGGAAAUAUUACCACCGAUAAAUUUAAAGUGACCACAAAUAAACAUCAAGGUCCCCUAACUGUUCACUGCUCUCCAGGUACUGGACGAACGGGCACGAUUAUUUCUUGUGAUGUUGCUAUACGCAGUUUGGAGACACCAAAACGUAUUGUCGAUAUACCCCAAAUUGUAUAUUACAUAAGAAGGGGACGUGCUAGUGCUGUACAAACUAAGGAACAAUACGAAUUUAUAUAUAAAGUUGCUAAUAUGUAUGCAACUAAAAUUACAAAUUUAUCAAAUGAUAAUUAAAAUUGCCUUAUUUUAAAAAUUAUUAUAAUAAAACAACUCGAUUAAGUCAAAAAGGUCCUUAUGAACUAAAUACUAAAAUAUUAUUUAUUAUCAUGCAAAGGCAAUUGUUUUAAAACUCUUAUUCUUAUUUAAACUUUAAACUUAUAAAACAAUCUAUUUUCUGAAAUAUAAUUGUGAGCUUAGAAGUAUUUAUAUAUAUACUGUAUUUUUAUAUAUUGUACUAGUUUCAUUAAUUUGUAUAACUUUCUAAUUCUAGUAUAUAAAAAAUAAUUCCAUAUUCUUUACAAACCAUAUUAGUUAAUUAUAAAAAUUGGAAUAAAAUUAUAGAUUUAUAUUUUUUAAGAUAAUGUGCAACAGAAACAGGUCAUAGCUGUUCCCAUUUCUCUUUAUGCAUUUAAAAUAUAUUUGUUUCAGUUUUCUACUUUAUAGAAACUACGUAAAUGUUCCGGUGCAAAAGGAACUAGGCGACCUAUAUUAAAAAUGCUACCAAGAUCCUCUUCAAGCUUAGCACAACACAAAUAAUUCUCAUAUUUCUUAGGUUAACCUGUUCAUAGCUUUAAAAUAUAUUAUAAAUUCUCAAGAUACAUAUAGAAAUA
This is a messenger RNA of Teleopsis dalmanni, 1431 nucleotides long. RefSeq names its product receptor-type tyrosine-protein phosphatase alpha-like. The transcript is spliced from 2 exons. Gene Ontology annotation, biological process: protein dephosphorylation. Bases 71 to 835 code for a protein of 254 amino acids. Gene Ontology annotation, molecular function: protein tyrosine phosphatase activity. NCBI's taxonomy places the organism in Eukaryota, Metazoa, Arthropoda, Insecta, Diptera, Diopsidae. The record is from RefSeq and is a predicted model, not a curated record.